Messenger RNA from Cokeromyces recurvatus, 2727 nucleotides. RefSeq names its product aminopeptidase. The coding region runs from base 1 to 2727 and encodes 908 amino acids. Gene Ontology annotation, biological process: proteolysis; peptide catabolic process. Gene Ontology annotation, molecular function: peptide binding; metalloaminopeptidase activity; zinc ion binding. The record is from RefSeq and is a predicted model, not a curated record. The transcript has 4 exons. Gene Ontology annotation, cellular component: cytoplasm. NCBI's taxonomy places the organism in Eukaryota, Fungi, Mucoromycota, Mucoromycetes, Mucorales, Mucoraceae.
AUGUGUACUUCAGCUGCAAAGAACCCUGAACGUCAAGUUUUACCUACUAAUGUCAAACCUACUCAUUAUGAUUUGACUCUUCAACCUAAUUUGAAAACUUUUGUUUUCCAAGGCCAUGUUAAAGUCAGUUUGAAUGUCAAUGAAGAUACUAAGGAAAUUACUCUUAACACACAUGAUAUCAAAAUUCAUUCUGCUGUCUUAUACUCUGAAGACCUUAAGACUGAGUCAAAACAAAAUGCUACUGAUAUUUCAUAUAAUGAAAAGAAAGAUUUAGCUAUUUUAACUUUUGGUGAGACAGUUCUUGCUAAUACAAAAGCAGUUUUAGAAAUCACUUUUGAAGGUGAAUUGAAUGAUAGUAUGGCUGGUUUCUACAGAUCAUCUUAUAAAGAUGCUGAAGGAAACACACAAUACUUGGCUACUACUCAAUUUGAAUCAACAGAUGCUCGUAGAGCUUUCCCCUGUUGGGAUGAACCUAGUCUUAAGGCUACUUUUGAUGUUACCUUGGUUGUUCCCUCUGAACUUGUUGCUUUAUCCAAUAUGGAUGUUAUUUCUGAAAAACCUUAUCAAGAUACUGGUAAAUUAGCUGGUAAGAUGGAAGGCAAGACAGAGUUGAGUGAUCACAGUUUGAAGGAAGUUAAAUAUGCUACAACUCCUAUGAUGAGCACUUAUCUUUUAGCUUUCUGUGUUGGUCCUUUUGAAUACAUUGAAUCAUUCACUAGUGGUGAACAUAAUGGUAAACCUAUUCGUGCUCGUGUCUAUACUUUGCCUGGUGCUUCUGAACAAGGUCGUCAUGCUUUGAACGUUUGUACUAAAGCCCUUGAAUAUUUUGCCAAGGUAUUUGGUGAGCCUUAUCCUCUUCCUAAGGUUGAUAUGGUUGCCAUUCCCGAUUUCGAAGCAGGUGCUAUGGAAAAUUGGGGUUUGAUCACGUACAGAACAGUUGCUUUAUUAUUUGAUGAAAAAUCUUCAUCUAUUGUAUAUAAAAAGAGCACAGCAUAUACUGUAUGCCACGAAUUGGCUCAUCAAUGGUUUGGUAAUUUGGUCACCAUGGAAUGGUGGGAACAUUUGUGGUUGAAUGAAGGCUUUGCUACUUGGGUAGGUUGGCUUGCUGUUGAUAAUAUCUUCCCUGAGUGGGAUGUUUGGACAUCGUUUGUAAAUGACGAUAUGCCUCGUGCCUUGAAUCUUGAUGCCCUUCGUUCUUCUCAUCCUAUUGAAGUUGCUGUCAAUGAUCCUGCUGAAAUUCAUCAAAUCUUUGAUGCUAUCUCUUAUUAUAAGGGUGCUAGUGUGAUUCGUAUGUUGAGCUCAUGGCUUGGUGUUGAUACCUUUUUGGCUGGCGUUAGACGCUACUUGAGUCGUCACAAGUUUGGUAAUGCCUCUACAAAUGAUUUAUGGACCGCCUUGAGUGAGGAAGCACAGGUUGAUGUCUCCAAGUUUAUGACUUUAUGGACUAAGCGUGUUGGUUAUCCUGUCUUGAAUGUCAAGAAGAAUGAUGAUCAUUCCAUUCAAAUCACACAAUCUCGUUAUCUUUCUACUGGUGACUUGAAGGAAGAUGAAGAUGAUACUGCCUGGUGGGCUCCUCUCAGUAUGCUUACCUCCGACAAGAAGGUUGAAUCUUAUACUUUGACUGAAAAAUCUCAAAACUUUGAUAUCCCCUCUGAUGGUUUAUUCAAACUUAAUGCUGGUCAAACCUGUGUUUAUCGUGUCAACUAUCCUAUGGAAGUAAUCCGUGUCCUUGCUGAAGAAGUCAAGAAGGGUGAUAAGGGUCUUUUGACGAACACCGCUGAUCGUGUUGGUUUGAUUGCUGAUGCUGGUAGUUUGUGUGUAAGUGGCGAACAAACGACAGCUGCUUUCUUAGAAUUGGCUCAAGCCUUUGUAAAUGAAGAUAACUAUUUUGUUUGGUCUCAAUUGAGUACUCAUCUUAGCAAGAUUCUUAGUGUUUGGUAUUUACAACCAGAAGAAGUUCGUGACGGCCUCAAGGCCCUUCGUCGCAGUUUAUUUGCCCCCUUGGCACAUAAACUUGGUUGGGAGUUUGCUGAAUCAGAUGAUUAUCUUACAAGCAAUUUACGUGCACUUGCCAUUGCUAAUGCAGGUCGUUCUAAGGAUUCUGAAACGGUUGAAGAAGCCAAGAAGCGUUUCUCACAAUUCAUGGAAGGUAAUAUGGAUGCUAUUCAUCCCAACUUGCGUGGUUCUACUUAUAGCAUCGUCUUGGGUGCUGCAUCAGACGAUGAAGAGGAAGAAAAGAGAGUAUGGGAAGAAAUCUUGAAGAUUUACCGCGAUGAAAGUUUGCCUACUGAUCAACGCUUGAUCGCCCUUAGCGCCUUGGGUGGUGCUAAGAGUAAGUCCUUGGUUCAAAGAUAUUUGGAAAUGUCAUUAGAUGAAAAGGAAGUUCGAGGACAAGACUCUUUAUAUGUCUUUAGAUCAGCAUCUACUAACCCUAAUGCUCGUGAUCUUUUCUGGGAAUUCUUCAGCAAGAACUAUGAACUUCUUCAUUCCAAGUUUGCCAAAUCUUUGAAUUUGUUUGCUUCUGCUGUUCGUUCUGCUGUUGAUGGAUUUGUUACCUUUGAACGUAUUUCUGAAAUUGAAACCUUCUUUGCUGAUAAGGAUACAAAGGAAUAUGAUCGUCCUCUUCAACAAGCAUUAGAAGCCUGUAAAGUAAACGCCAAGUGGGUUGAAAGAGAUCAUCAAUUGGUUGCUGACUGGAUUAAAGAUAAUUUGAAUAGCUUUGCUUAA